CGAAGAGCAUCAAUUCCCUUCUCUUUCACAAAUUGUGUUGUCAAGUGGUUAAGGCGGCUAGGGUGUUGCAUGAUGUAUCCAAAGACUUUAGGCAACUUGGGGCUUUUCUUUUGAAAGACGAGUCUCCAGAACGCUGUGCUCCUCCACAGAAGUCACCUCAAACAAUCCUGUGCAGGCGGUAUGUUGCAUUUUUCUUCAUGUUUUUAGAAGCUUGCCACCUUCACGAAAUGCGGGCUUAAAAAACACAGAAAAAUCUGAAGCCGAGCAGCCAUGUUUUCCGACAACUUGAAGGAGAAGCUGUUAAAGGCAGGUCACCGAGAUGACAGCAAUCAUCCCGCGAUGGAUGGAUCCAGCAGCCUUUCGGGUAAUAGCCGUAAAGGAAAUAUCAAAAAGAGGUUGUAUUCAGAAGCUGAAAUUAUCUCUAGAAUGAAAAAGAAACCUCCGACACGAAUUAGCCCAGGACUACGCCGACGGUUUCUUAUACGUCUGGCGAUUGCUCUACAUUCUUAUGGAAGCUCGGCUUCUCGCACCGAGUACUUAAUUGACAAGGCAGCAGACAAAUUGAACGUCAAAGCGAAUAUAUCAGUGUUCCCAUCCCUGAUUCUGCUCUCCUUUCCAGGGGUCGACUUACAUGAUCCUAAUCAGAAGGAAAUCUAUAUGAUCCAAGUCGACCCAGACCUUGAUGUUGACAAGCUGGGUCGGGCGGAUGAGCUUGCAAAUGGAGUUGGACAAGAGAGUGCCCCUUUACUACUAGCAUAUUGGAGAUUAAAGGCUAUUGCAAGUGCUCCCCCUGAAUUCGGCAAAUGGUGGAAACUAUUUGGAUUUUCUCUUUCAGGAUCCAUGUCGUCGCUGCUCUUCUUCAAUGGAAGUCUCUGGGACGCGCUUUUCUCCCUUCUUCUCGGUUUUAUAGUCGGUAUAUUGGACAUCCUUGCAUCGAGAUCAAAUCUCUACGGAAGUGUAUUUGAGUUCACAGCCGCUCUCGUGGUCUCCUUUCUUGCUCGGACAUUCCAAGUUUAUUUCAAGAGUUAUGAGCUCUGCUUCUUCGCAAUGGCACUAUCCGCCCUUGUGCAACUUCUACCUGGUUUGUCCUUGACCCUCGGUGUGAGCGAGAUGGUGGCAAAGUCUCACGUGACUGGGACGUCACGAGUCAUGAAUGCUCUCUUCUCAGCUCUACAGCUUGGGUUUGGACUCGCCAUGGGUGAGAACCUCGUCGUGUGGGCCCCUAAACCAGUGACUGCUGAAUGCGUAUCUCCAACGCUUCCUCUCUGGCUCAAGUUCGUUUGGUUUUGUGCCUACACACUCUCCUCCAACAUAUUGUUGAAUGCGAGGCUAGAUCAGUGGCCUGGCAUGACCUUGGCAUCCUUUGUGGGUUACGUCGUCUCCGAGGUGACAGGCUUGAAGCUUUCAUCAAGUGCUUCUUCCGUCAUCUCUGCCUUCGCAGUCGGGAUCACCGGCACGACUUACUCUCGGUUCACUGGAGACUUACCUCUCGUGAUGGUUCUGUCGGGUAUUUUGUUGCUUGUUCCAGGCGGCAUUGGUGUGCAGGGUGUGACUCGCAUGCUAGGAGACGAUGUCCUAUCCGGUCUGGGUUUUGUUUUUGAUAUGGUCAUGGUUGGAUUAUCCAUCACACUUGGCUUGUUAAUAGCAAAGAUUGCUCUCCCAUCAGCAAUAUUCGGCAGCACUGUUCGAGUUAACACUCACAGUAAGAGUACUUUGCCGAGAGCGCUGGAACAUGACCGACCUGAGGAUGCCCUUGAUUCUUCGAAUUCGAAUUCGGAUUCGGACAGUGAGGAGGAUAUGGCUAUUUGAGGUGAGUGAGACGGGAAUUUAGGUCUGCUCCAAUUCUCUACAAGUGAUGGAAAAAUCAAACAUUUAUGUAUUGUUAAUAUACUUAGUCGUUCAUGUGAUUGCCUCUUCUUGUAGAGCGAUUCAAAAAUUAUGAACUUAUGUAAUCACAUGCGUAUGCCGAAUUGUUAGAACGGAUGUUACACUUGCUUCAGUUAAAUUGAGAGACGAGUGCUACAGUACUGAUAUUUUGGAACAUAUCCUGACAAGCACUUUUAUAUUUAUAUUUUUACUGCUCAA
This is a messenger RNA of Physcomitrium patens, 2085 nucleotides long. RefSeq lists its product as uncharacterized. Gene Ontology annotation, molecular function: transmembrane transporter activity. The record is from RefSeq and is a predicted model, not a curated record. Gene Ontology annotation, biological process: transmembrane transport. Lineage: Eukaryota; Viridiplantae; Streptophyta; Bryopsida; Funariales; Funariaceae.